UUUCCAACAACCACGUUUAGUUUGAUCAGUCGUAUUCAGUAACCUAUUAGUUUCGCAGAAGCGCUGUACAGUAAACACGAUUAAUCGUAGUUACGUCGAGAAAAAUACGUUUGUACUAGUGUACUGAAUAUGGUACAAUUUUAUGAGUUUUAAAACAUCUGUUUAUUAUUGUUCCUGCAAUGAUCAACAGUUAUUACUAUGAUUACGCGUACGUUUUAAUUUUAGUUUUUACUUGCAGUGUAAUGUAAUCUAAUUUAAACUAAAAUCCUCAGAUCCUCGAUAGCAAAAAUCAAAACAGGUGAUCUGAUAUCCUGAAUGUACAAAACAAAUCGGAUACGCAAGCAGUUGCAGUAGUACAAUGGACAUUAACGUUUCGGCGUUCUUAGCGGUUUCCUGGUGGUUGGUAUCCGUUCAACAGUGUCUAGCCUUAAAUUUCCAAGUAUUAUCAUAUCUCGGCAAUCGUUACCGCGCGAACCUUAUAAAACUCCGAGAAGACCCGUUAUUCGGCAGCAAACCGAUUCUAGAUGAAUAUGACUUCAUCGUCAUCGGGGCCGGAGCGGCAGGUGCCACGGUGGCCAGUAGGCUGGCCGAGAUCCCGGAAUGGAAAAUCUUACUGCUCGAAGCGGGUAAACAGGAAUCGCUGGCGACCUCGAUUCCAGCCAUUGCUCACUAUUUUCAGUUCACGGACUACAACUGGGCGUUUAAGACUGAAGAAGAACCGAACGCUUGCAAAGGCGUGGUGAACAAAAGAUGCGUGUGGCCGCAAGGCAAAGGGCUCGGCGGGAGUACGAUCAUCAACAACAACAUAUACACCCGAGGCAACGUCAGAGACUUCGACCGUUGGGCUGAAGCAGGCAACCCGGGUUGGUCUUACAAUGACGUGUUGCCGUAUUUCUUGAAAAAUGAAGACGUCACCAUCCCGGAGCUGAAACGUUCGCCCUACCACGGAGUCGGUGGUCCGAUGCCGAUUAGUUAUUCCCCAUACAAAUCCAAACUGGUUGAAACGUUCCUGGAGUCCGCUCCCGAUGUCGGGCUACGUGUGGUGGACUAUAACGACCCGAAUAGCCACGUUGGUUUUUCGCGAAUCCAAGGCACCAUUAACUACGGCAGACGAGUGACAUCAGCUAAAGCUUAUCUGCGUGGGAACAUGACGAACCUACACAUUGUCGAAGGAGCUUUCGUCACGAAAAUACUGAUAGACCCGAGUACUAAGGUCGCGUUCGGCGUGGAAUUCGACAAGGGACACAGUAAGCGACGAGUGAUGGCGAGAAAAGAAGUUAUCGUAUCAGCGGGUGCUUUCAAUUCUGCUAAGCUUUUAAUGCUUUCGGGUGUAGGGCCCAAAGAACAUCUGGAACCACUAGGCAUAAGUACCAUAAGCGAUUUGCGCGUCGGGGACAACUUGCAAGAACACCCUUCGUACGCAAACUUGGCGUUUACCAUCAAUCAAACUAUAGGAUUAAUACCCGACAGAAUUUAUAAAUCAGGAAUACGUGAGGCACUUAAUUUUUACGACGGCACAGGCUGGCUCACGACCAUGGGUUGCGAAGGACUGGGGUAUGUGAAAACAAAAUAUAACACGGAUCCUGGUGACAUACCGGAUAUCGAAUACAUUUUCGUCCCUAUGCACUUGGGAGGCGAAGAAGGCUUAGGGCACAGCAUAUUGAGAAGAAGCAUGUCAGUACCAGAUAGCGUUCAUUAUGAUUUGCACAAAGGUAUACUCAACAAAGAUGGAUGGUCAAUAUGGCCAAUGCUUAUGUACCCGGAAAGUAGAGGCCAAGUUCGAUUAAGAAAUUCCAACCCUUAUUCCAAACCCAUGAUUCGAGCCAAUUUCUUCGAUAAAUCCGUCGAUUUAUAUCGUAUUGUAGAAGGGAUAAAAAUGGUCAUAGACCUAAAUAAAACACCUCCAUUUCAAAAAUUAGGUUCUACCUUAAGUAUGCGAUCCGUACCAGGUUGUCGGCAUCUUCAGUAUGGAACAGACUUGUACUGGGCUUGUUGUGUGCAAAGAUUGACAAUGCAAAUGCAUCAUCAGUGUGGAACAUGCAAAAUGGGACCAAAUUAUGAUAGAAAUGCAGUGGUCAGCCCAGAACUCAUGGUGUAUGGAGUAUCCAAACUUAGAGUUAUUGAUUGUUCGAUAAUGCCUACCAUUACUGGUGGACAUACUGUAGCACCAGCUUAUAUGAUAGGAGAAAAAGGAGCUGAUUUAAUCAAGUCCACAUGGAUAAAUACCAUUAAAAAAAAUAAUUAGUACAAUUUUAUUCGACAAACUAAAGGACCUAUGUGUUAUAUGAAUGAUUUUAAAAAUGUUUUGAGAAGUCGACCACGAAUUAGUAAUUAUUAUUAUAGUUUUUAUUUAGACUUUAUAUUAAUAAUAGAGAGCAUAGUUCUAGAUACCAAUAUUGCUGUUGGUCAUAUUAGAGUACAACUAGUACCAGUAGUCAUUGAAGCUUUAAGCCCUUUUAGUGAAAAUUUUUAGAGGUUAAACAUUUUAAUUAUUUAUUUUAAUUUUAGAGAAGUUAAUCUAAAUAUUUAAAUGUAUUAAAACAUUGAUGCCUAUUUUUAACAUUUCGUAAACACAUUGAAUUAUAUUCAACUAUAUUUUCUUAAAUAUCUUAUUAAAAAUAAUUUGAUACU
Molecule: messenger RNA, 2631 nt
Organism: Sipha flava (yellow sugarcane aphid)
Lineage: Eukaryota; Metazoa; Arthropoda; Insecta; Hemiptera; Aphididae
Product: glucose dehydrogenase [FAD, quinone]-like
Exons: 3
Coding region: 359-2245 (628 amino acids)
Molecular function (GO): oxidoreductase activity, acting on CH-OH group of donors; flavin adenine dinucleotide binding
Source: RefSeq, a predicted model, not a curated record